AUGCUAUCUUAUUCAAAAUGUUUGGUGACCAGCGGUCUUGGGUACUGCGCUUGGUCGCAGUCUUCGUUAAGCUGGUAUUUUGUCUCCACCAGCCUGAUUUCACGUUGUUUCAAGUUGAUCACAAACGUUUUGCAACACGACCCAGGCCCCAUUUUCAAGCAGUCGUCUUUCAUCGACAUGGCGAUCUGCUCUUCCAGAUUGAAGUUUGUCGGACACGACUGCAACGAGAAUUCGCGUCGGUACUGGUCGAUGAACCCGGUCAUCAUUGGCAAUAGUGUUGGUUUGAUCGAUUGUUGCGGAUUCAAUGCCACGUCUAGUACUUUCUCCUCUGGAGACUCUGCUUCCACGGUGCUGGACAUGAUCGCCUUGACCGUCUUCACGUGGGCGUCGGAGCCGUAUAUCUGUCGGGUGUUUCUUGAAACCGGUUUUUCGUUGCCCAUGUCCAGCGAAGCAAGACUUCGAGAUAGUUUUGAAACCUUGUGGCUCGACGACAGCGGUUUCCACGGGUACUCCUCGUACUCUGCGGCGGGCGAGUGUGUCAACUCCGGGUUUUCGGAGCCACCUCGCCAACGCUCCAUGAACGAACCGAAGUUCUGGAGCGACGCGUACGACGAGGUUCUGUGGAUUUGCGACAUGGGCGGGCGUUCAGGGCGGGCAAUUUCCAUGAAUUUGGGCGAGCCAGAGAUGAUGGGCGUGGCUUUCGUUGGGAUUUCCCAGCCCUUGGUGGAACCUGAGCUGGUGAUCUCUGGAGACGUCGACGCAGAGCUCGAGUCUUCCUGGAAGCUUCGAUUUCGAAUAGGAAUAGGUUUUGACGCAGUGGCUGGCUGCGGGACUUCGCUGGUCUCGGAAACAGAUUUGGACAGAUUCUGA
Molecule: messenger RNA, 870 nt
Organism: Ogataea philodendri
Lineage: Eukaryota; Fungi; Ascomycota; Pichiomycetes; Pichiales; Pichiaceae
Exons: 3
Coding region: 1-870 (289 amino acids)
Source: RefSeq, a predicted model, not a curated record